CUAAGAUUGGAAAUACAGUUAACUCGUCCGGAUUGCCAUUCAGAAGCAUCUAAAAUCUCUAAUUCGUGCGUAAGUUUCCUGAGAGUAAUAUUUCAGAUUUGAAAGGCCUUGCGGCACCGGAUUUCAGAUCUGAAACCUAAGUAUCCACUACGGGUGAAGUAGAUCCACCACCUCUGCUGAUAAAGUCAAUUUAUGGCCGCCGUCAUUGUCCCCGGUUUAUAAGCUUUGGGGAGUUGGGUCCAGACUUUAGCGCUAAAAUGCCAGUCAAAUCAUUAAGUUCUCAGCAGAUUGUUCGUAUCCAUCAGUUGUUCCGUCAAGCCAAGUUCCACGAUCCUAGCGGUGAUGUUCUAAGUCCUGCGGGGGAGUAUAAUUUAAGGCUUGGAGUUAUAAAGGAGCUGCAUCCAGAUAUGCUUGCUACAUAUUCGGGAAGUGCGCAAGUAUUUGAAGGGCAUCCUUUUAUUGUGGAAGCUGGAGUUAGUUUGGGCGGAAAAGAUGUGAAACAUGGUCUAAAUAUAUUUCGGUUUGCUAAUCGCAUUCCCCUUCUAUUUGAGCAAGGAGCUGAUGUUGUUACCCGAACCGCUUUGAAGAGGAUCAACUGGAACAGUUACAAGAUUAAUCAGGCACAAGAUAAAAUUGGCGUCUUCGUCAGUAUUGUAAGCACCAAAAUUCCUUUUAAAGGGACUGGGAAGGAAUACAUUGGAGAUGAUAUAAGUGAGAUAGCUUCUGCUGUGAAGACAGCCAUUCAACAGUGUUGUGUUCAGCUAAAAUCUAAAAUCGUAAAAAGAAAACAAGCUCAAGAGCAGCAGGAGAGAAAGCGUAAUUUGACCAGGUACAUCCCUAGUGCUUCUGUUUCUAUAUUUGAAGUCCUCAAAGAUAUGUCUAAGAAACAUGCUUCCAAGAAGAGGCGCUUUGAGGAUGGAGAUUCAGAUUUACUGAAACAAGUUUCAGAUGAUUUAGUUACAGAAGAAACACUGAGACUGAAGCUUGCUCAGCAUGUUCAACAGGUUGACUAUGAGAUGGCGCUAGAGUAUGCCACACAGACUGGGGUAAAGGAAGAGCCCAAAGAAGAUAUUUACUUGCAAGUGUUGAAGGAUGAUGAUAAGUUCACCGAUUUCCAUAGCCCAAUAUUUCUCUUCAGACUUUUCCAUUAGGUAUUUAUACGCUUCUUCUCACUCCACCUCUAUUCUCUAUGUCCAUUUUGGAGUUGCAAUAUGCUUUAUACCCAUAAUGCAGUAGAUGAAUUACAGAGAUAUAAGAUAGGUUACAAAUGUUGGUCCUAUAAAGAAACAUUGUUCUUUACAUUUUACUCCAUCUUUUUAGAUGGAAUACAAAGUUUUAAACUACUCUAUGAAAGUGGAUAAUGUAACGUCGGGUACUGAGUAUUCCAUUGAAGUUGUAUGAGAUCAUUAUCCUUGAUCUGCUCUGUUUAUAGCUUUAAAUUCAUUAAAGAGCAAAUCUAAGG
Molecule: messenger RNA, 1462 nt
Organism: Cuscuta campestris
Lineage: Eukaryota; Viridiplantae; Streptophyta; Magnoliopsida; Solanales; Convolvulaceae
Source: the annotation of a GenBank genome assembly